Acanthopagrus latus (yellowfin seabream) is the source of this 2125-nucleotide messenger RNA. Its product is annotated as kelch repeat and BTB domain-containing protein 11-like. The record is from RefSeq and is a predicted model, not a curated record. The coding region runs from base 355 to 1524 and encodes 389 amino acids. The transcript has 2 exons. Gene Ontology annotation, molecular function: protein binding. NCBI's taxonomy places the organism in Eukaryota, Metazoa, Chordata, Actinopteri, Spariformes, Sparidae.
CGCUCGGUCACUGAGCUCUUUGUGCCCGGGGAGGGGAGGGGGGUGCUCUGCAGCGAACCUCCCCACACAGCAGGCGGGAGUCCCGGCGUCAGCAGCCACCGCGCCCCGGAGAACAGGACGAAGUCUCUAAAGGGAGGUUUGUUACAGGAGGGGCGAACCAGGACCAGGACCAGGACCAGGACCAGAAUUAGGAUCAGGGCGGUGAGUGGAGGAGGAGGGAGGAAAACUUGAAGCAACAACGAGAAUAAAGGAGGAGAAGGAGGGGGCGGGUACUGAGAGCAGUCUGGAUCUCCAGACGCACAAUUGUCUCUGACAGCACCCGGAUCGAUCUGAUCCACGUUGAACCCGGAACAAAUGGAGGCCGGUGCGGGUCUGAGCCCACACCUCGGCUCGGCGGAUGCAGAGAUGUGGCCGCAGAUCAGCGCAGAGAACUGCUACGAGCUGCUGACAAAAGCCAAGAGGAGCGGCGCGGAGGAGCAGAAGGAGCGGCUGUACCGGUACAUGAGCGACCACUACCUGACUGUGCUGCGGACCCCCGGCGUGUUCGGCCGGCUCAGCGCGGGGGAGAGGGAGCACAUUCUGGCCCGGAGGAUGGAGGGGACCAAGAUGCUGGCGGUGGCCGAGACCUGCGAUGUAUUGGAGCGCGGGGGGAGCCGGGAGGACAGCCGGCCACAGAGCCCGCUGCUGGCCGCCCCGGAGGACUCCAGCCAGCGGCGGGUAUUCUGCCUCCACCCGGAGCGCCGGCAGUGGGAGGUGCUGACCAGCCUGCCGGAGGACAUCCCGGCCAGAGGCUCCGGGAUGUGCACCCUGUACAACUACCUGUUCGUGGCGGGGGGCAUGAGCGCGCAGGGGGACGGCCGCUCCAAGGCGUCGGACCGGGUCUUCUGCUACAACCCGCUGACCGGAUCCUGGAGCCAGACCCGCCCGCUCAGCCAGCCCCGCUGCCAGCUCAGGCUCGUCUCCAUGGACGGGUACCUGUUCGCCGUCGGGGGGGAGUGUCUGUUCACUGUGGAGCGCUACGACCCGCGUGCGGACAGGUGGAGUCCGGUGGCUCCGCUGCCUAAAGGCUCCUUCGCCGUUGCACACGAGGCGACGUCGUGCGGCGGCGAGCUGUUCGUGUCCGGCGGCUCGCUCUUCUACCGCCUGCUGCGGUACGACUCCCGCAGGGACGAGUGGGAGGAAUGUCCGUUCAACGAGAGCCGCCGGCGGUCCACGGACAUGGUGGCGCACCGCAGCCUCGUGUAUCGCUUUGACGUGGACCGGGAGCGCGCGGGGGUGAACGUGUACAAGUACAACACGGUAGUGAAGGUGUGGCACGGCGGUGCGUCCUUCCCGCUCCGCAACCCGCUGCCGUUCCGCUGCGCGGUGCUGGAGGACCGGAUCUACUGCGUGAACCGAAGCCAGACGCUGCAGUUCGAGGUUCGGGAAGAGCGGGAAGGCUUCCUGGCGGAGGUGCUGCCCGCCCCCGCAGAGGCCAGAGGGGCCCUGGUGCCCUUCGUCCUCUCACUGGACCGGAGCAAAUGAGUCAAUCCGGGAUAAGAACACAGCGUGCCUUUUGGUUCCAGUCCGGUUCGUUUUAUAACUUGUUGCUGCAGAUGGGACGGAACAUCUGAACGGCGGAGCAGAGAAUGUUUCCUCUUCCUGUCCAGUAGUGGACUGCCAGAACCAGAGUCUGGUUCAGAGUCUGGAGGCCUGUCGAUGAUCUCACCAGAGUCCAUCUGAAUGUCAUUUAUGGGGGUAAUCAGAUUACUCUCCUGUCGUGUGUCCUCAUGAGUCCAGACUGACCUGAGGAUGGACCAGAACCUCCCAAGGACUCAUACUGGACUCUGACCAACCACACGGUGACUAACUGACCAAUGAGAACGCAGCAUGCUGCAGAGAACCCGUCCAUCAUGGCAAACUUUUCUGUUUGACUGCAAACAACCAGAUCUUUGUUUGUGCCUCAAUGAAAUAACAAGUCCAGCAGAAGAAAUGCAUGCUGGGAGGUUUUGAUUUAAAACCAUAACAAAUUGUUAUAUGUGAAAGAAAAAAACGUCCAAAAGCCUCCAAGAUCCAGUUUGAACGGGACGUAAAUGCAGUUAAGUGUUCAUGUAGUUCACUGAAAUAAAAGUUCUGAUGAGCAGAA